Molecule: messenger RNA, 1266 nt
Organism: Rotaria sp. Silwood2
Lineage: Eukaryota; Metazoa; Rotifera; Eurotatoria; Philodinida; Philodinidae
Source: the annotation of a GenBank genome assembly
AUGAUACAUAGAUUAGAAAUUCUUCCAAAUGAAAUUUUUGUUAUAAUAUUAUCUUAUAUAACAUGGUUUGAAAUGAUUGAAUCAUUUGGAUCAUUAAAUAAACGAUUUAAUAAUCUUAUUUAUUUAAAAUUUUCAAUGAAUAAAAAUGGAAUUGUUAUUAGUAAAAGAUGUUUAUCAUUUAAUAGAUGUCAUUCAAUAAUAACAUCAAAAAUAAAUAAUAUAUCAUCUGUUUUUGAUUGUAUUAAAUGGAUUCAUAUUGAUGGAACAAAUUCAAAUUGUUGUGAUAUUAUAUCUCAAUGGAUUUUUCAUUCGAAAAUUGUUCGUUUUAUUAAUCUUAAAAAACUUAUUCUUACGAAAUGUUAUUUAACAGAAAAAUUAAUUGAAAAUUUAUCAUUACUUAUUCAAUAUCAAUUAAAUGCAUUAGUAUUAUCAUUUGAUCAAGAUAUGUUUGACUCGAAUAAUUCUCAAAGAAUGUCUGGAAUAACUUGUUUUAAUCAAAAAUCAAAAUUAAUGUUGAUGUUCAAAGAAUUUCUACGUAAACUAUUUUCUGUUAAAAGUAAAUUAAUUUAUCUUGAACUGGAUAUAUCAAAUGAUGAUUCUUAUGUUAAUAUUCAUCAAUAUUUUUCAUUAUCUUCUAAUUUAAUUAAUAAUGAAUUUGUUACUAAUUGCAUGAGUAUUCGUUGUUUAUACAUACAUUUAAUUUAUGGUUAUAUUAUUGAAAAUAUUAUUAAAUAUGUACCUACUCUUGAAAUUCUUUCAAUUCAAUUUAAAAAUUCCUUAAUCAAAGAACCAUCAUAUGAGAUCGAGAUGAAAAAAUUUCGACCAACUAUUGUCAAUUGGUAUAAUAAGAUACCAAAAUUAAAAUCUUUUAUUUUAAAAAGUGUUAUUUCUGAUGAUUUUCAGUUAAAUUAUUUAAGAUGGAUAAUUAAUAAAGUUAAUUAUAUUGAAAAAUUAAAACUUCAUCUCGAUAUAAAAAAUAUAAUGAAUGAUAAUUGUGUUAUUAACGAAAAUUUUCUUGAAAAAUAUUGUAUGCCUAAUAUAUUAGUUUAUUUAAUUGAUUUUGAUUUUUAUAUUGUUUCUAAAUGUAAAUUAUUAUUAUUAAAUGAUAUUCAAAAAAUAAUCGAUUCAUUUAAAUCUCAUCAAUUUUUUGCUAAUGGUCAAUGGAAAAAUAUAAAAUGUUCUUUUGAUCCAAUAAUGUCAUGUCAACAUAUAUCAUCAAAAACAACAAUAAUUAAACCGAAGUGUUAUGAUCUGCACCGUCCAUGA